UCCUUUGGGGGGUCUCUAGAUUUCCCCCUCUCUGCUGACAAGAUGCCCAAGGUGAAGAGGAGUAGAAAACCUCCUCCAGAUGGCUGGGAAUUGAUUGAACCAACCUUAGAUGAGCUAGAUCAAAAAAUGAGAGAAGCUGAGACUGAACCGCAUGAAGGGAAGAGGAAAGUAGAAUCUCUCUGGCCUAUCUUCAGAAUUCAUCACCAGAAAACACGUUACAUUUUUGAUCUCUUCUAUAAGAGAAAAGCCAUCAGUAGAGAGUUGUAUGAGUAUUGCAUUAAAGAAGGAUAUGCAGACAAAAACUUAAUUGCAAAGUGGAAGAAACAAGGUUAUGAAAACCUCUGCUGUUUGCGCUGCAUCCAGACUCGAGAUACCAACUUUGGAACCAACUGCAUCUGCAGAGUGCCCAAAAGCAAGCUGGAAGUGGGAAGAAUAAUUGAGUGCACUCACUGCGGGUGCAGAGGCUGCUCUGGAUGAAAUACUCCCCCCCCCCCACCUUUUUAAAGUUACCCUUCCCCCUUGAGUUCUUAAAUGGCUGGUUCAUCAUCAAUGACUGUUUAUAAGAACCAUAAUUUGUUUGUCGUAAGACCCGGCAGUGAGUGGAUCUCCAACAACCUGAAUUGUAAAUGCAGUAAAGUGUGUUAAUGUCUUGUAUAACUACUUUAUUUUAAAAUAAAGUCUUGCCUAUGGCCUCAACA
Molecule: messenger RNA, 698 nt
Organism: Lacerta agilis (Sand lizard)
Lineage: Eukaryota; Metazoa; Chordata; Lepidosauria; Squamata; Lacertidae
Gene: BUD31
Product: BUD31 homolog
Exons: 5
Coding region: 43-477 (144 amino acids)
Biological process (GO): mRNA splicing, via spliceosome
Cellular component (GO): nucleus; spliceosomal complex
Source: RefSeq, a predicted model, not a curated record